This is a messenger RNA of Habropoda laboriosa, 810 nucleotides long. RefSeq lists its product as uncharacterized. NCBI's taxonomy places the organism in Eukaryota, Metazoa, Arthropoda, Insecta, Hymenoptera, Apidae. The record is from RefSeq and is a predicted model, not a curated record. The transcript is spliced from 2 exons. The coding region runs from base 1 to 810 and encodes 269 amino acids.
AUGAAUCAUAUCAUGCAAACAUGGAAUACAAAAUUAUCCAAUCAACAGAAAUCGCCGUCUUGCAGGAGAAUAUUGUCGUCAGAUAAUCUAGCUUCGCCAGUGAUUGCUGACUGUGGUACAUGGAGGACUAGAAUGCUCGCUAAGGUGAAAGAAUGCCGCGAUGCGAUCAAGAACAUGAUGGCCUUCGACAAGAUUCCAAACAACGUUGAAACUGCACGAGGCCUGGAUAAUUCCAAUAUUCCGCCGAGAGCAACAGCUUCUAUGUCCUCGAUACCGGAUAUCAUUACGUUCAGCAGUAUCGCGUUGAAGCAUAAGGAUUACGAUUACGAGCCACUUCUAACGGACAACUUGAAUUCGGAUGACGUAGAGAAGAUGAAUGCAUCCGACGAACGAUUAGACGAUAUGAAGAACACGAACAACAACGAUUCGUUCGAUCGUUUCGUUUUCGGUGAUCGUACGACCAGUAGCUCAUUACAGUCGUUCUUAACGCUGGAAAAAAAAAUCAACGAUGAGUAUUUCGAAGAGGAAAACACGUAUACUAUUAAGAAAAAAAUUUCUGCAGAACCGUUUCUUUCUUACACUGAUGGAGUCACGGAAUUCGUUUGGACGGAUGAUACGAUGGAGGAGAGUUUUCCUGGAAAAGCUUCGAACUCUCUGGAUCACUUGAAUUCCUCUGAUAUUGGCUUCGAGAAUCCACGCAUUAACUCAACGUUCUGUGAGAAUUCUCACGUGAAGCAGAAUCGUACGUCGUCCCCAAUUCGAAGAUGUCUCUUCCAGGAUUCUGGUUACGAAAAUAAUUUCUCUAUAUAA